This is a messenger RNA of Spodoptera littoralis (African cotton leafworm), 717 nucleotides long. Lineage: Eukaryota; Metazoa; Arthropoda; Insecta; Lepidoptera; Noctuidae. The record is from the annotation of a GenBank genome assembly.
AUGACUUGCUCCCAGGCGCUAGCGCUGCUCGCGCUCGUCGCCAUCUCGCAACAGGCAACAACAGGAUGCAAAAAUUGUAUAAUGCUGGGUAAGGAGGAGAAGGCGAUGUUCCGCGCGCACUCGGACGCGUGCGUGGCGGCGUCGCGCGUGGAGCCGCGCCUCGUGGACGCCAUGCUGGCCGGCGAGCUGCUGGACGAGCCCGCGCUGCGCAAGCACGUCUACUGCGUGCUACUCAAGUGCAAGCUCAUCAGCAAGGACGGCAAGCUGCAGAAGGCCGCCGUGCUCGGCAAAAUGGCGGCACGACCUGACGCUAAAAACGCUACCAAGGUUCUAGAGAGCUGUGCAGAUCAGACGGGCGAUACUCCUGAAGACCUGGCGUGGAACCUCUUCCGCUGUGGCUAUGACAAGAAGGCGCUGUUGUUCGACUACAUGCCCACUAACGUCGCCAGCGAGACUGACAACAACUCCUAACUAGUUCGUUGUGCUCUCCAGAGGUGGCGCUGUUAAUAAUUAGCUUUAUGGUUUAUAUUUAGUUCAGAGAUAGCACUAUGUAACACUUGUUUCAGUUCAUGAAUAUACCUUAUACCUUCGAACCAUUGUUUCCAAAAUAUUUUCUUUAUCGACAUUAUACCCUUGCAAAGUUAUAUGUGUCAUUAUAUAUUCACUAACAACACAUGCCGUGUUUCAUUUGGAGAAAUAUUAUUAUUAAUAUCGGUA